Molecule: messenger RNA, 3346 nt
Organism: Chara braunii
Lineage: Eukaryota; Viridiplantae; Streptophyta; Charophyceae; Charales; Characeae
Source: the annotation of a GenBank genome assembly
CAGACCUUGAUCCAGUGGUCUGGCGCAUCACUUGGCUCCCCUGCUCGACCCAUGUCUGCAACUUGAUGUUGUCAGACAUUGGGACACAAGUGGGCUGGGCAGUUGACACCAUCAUCCGUGCACGAGCGAUGGUGCGAUUUAUUAAAUUGCACGUCGCAACUCUCGCCCUUUACAAGAGGAAGAGCCCGCAUGUUUCGCUCGUUCAGCCAGUUGAGACUCGUUUCACAUCAGUUUUCGUGAUGCUGACUUGUCUCCUUGGGAGAUGCGACUCGUUGGAGGUGAUGUUGCAUGAUGACGCCUGGGCGAGUAUCCCGUGGGAGCGGAGGCUGCUGCCCCAGUUCUCGAUCGGUGUGAUGGAGCCCAUCCAUCAGCUCCUGAGGCGGAUGAACAGAAGAGGGAUGAUGAUGUCCAUCGUCUACGAGUGGAGCCGUCAUCUCAACGUUCAGCUUCUGACGAAGAUGGACGAUGUGUCGGCUGAUCGUCUGACCCCGUGCGUGCGAGAGGUCAGGAUGCGGCUCAUGCACUUGUUGGAGCCCGUGCACGUUGUCGCUCAUCUCCUAAGCCCCCGUCGACGGUCUUUGAGGUACUACGAGUCACUGCACACCACCACGGAGGAUGCAGAGGUUGUACAGGAGUGUGAUCGUUUUCUCCUUGACCAGACUGGAGGUGAUCCGACAGGCAGGGAUUACGUCGUUGUCCGUGACCAGAUGCGUCGAUUCCAUGCGCGCAGAGGAGACUGGGGUGAUCGGCUGGUAUCGGAUGUCGAGGCGGAGGAUUGUCAGGGCGAUCAGGAGACGCACCAUUGCGCGGCAUGGUGGUUUGCCCACAGGACUGCCCACCCAAAGUUAUGUGCUAUCGCUAUCCGUGUGAUGCACAUGUGGACGUCAGCCUCUUCUGCGGAGAGGAAUUGGGCGGCCCACGAGAACAUUCAGACGGCAAAGCGGGGCAAGCUUGGCUUCGCCAAGCUGGCACAACUGGUUGAGAUUAAGACAAAUCUCAAAUCGGCCUCCUGUAGGCAGCAGGGUUGCAGCGAUCGAGAGAUCAGGAGGCAGAUCGAGGUUUUCCACAAGGACGACACAAGCCGUUCACGAGAGGUUUCAGCUGUAUUCGGGGAUAGGGCGGCCACUCUGCUCCCUUACGACCAUGUGCCUCCUCCCCCAUCCCGGGGAGUAGCAGAGGGUUCUGCGGCAAUCGAUCAGGAUGGAGAGUACGAUUGGACGAACGCAGAGGACGUUGCGGGGGGCACAAAUAGGACGACCGAGCAGGUAUACUUCACGUACGUGGGCGGAUCGGACGGCCAUGCACCGCGGAUGUCCAUCAUCACGGACGAUGUUGCAGGCGGGGCACAAGGUCGUGCCACUCGACGACCCCAUGCGGGUCGAGGUCGUGGCGUUAUUGCUCACUACGCUCCCCCGCACGCGAGGAGAGCCUUAGGGGUGGACUCGAGUGACGAGGACGAGGGCGAGGCAGCUGACGAUGACCGCCUUUGGGACCUUCGGUUGGAUCCGAGCCACCACUCUAGGGAGCGGUUAGAGCAGCUUCGACGGUUGCACAGGUUGGCAGAGCGUAGCGGUCCGGCGUCUCAGCAACCUCAUGACAGACCCAUUGUGGACGGGACUCCGUCACACAGCGGCCCCGCUCAGGCCGUGACAUCGGACCUGCGCACCAGCGAUUUCGAUAUCGCGGGUUCGCAUAGGGGCUCGCCUGUCUUACGAUGCAGAAUGGGUAACAAAGCUGAGUACAGGACGGAUCCCCCCUCCCAUGUUGAGGGUCCUGGUGCUGACACAUGCGGAUUGGACGCUGGCGACGGGGGGCAGGCAGAGGUGCGAUGCGAGGGUGGUGAUGUUGGGGGUCUUGAGACAGUCGGGGCAGACUCACGAGCUAAGAGCUCCAACGACGACGAGGAGUGUGAGACCGCAGAGGCUAUCGUACACGAUGUUGUAGUUGGCAUAUGCGCGGCUGACACAGAUGGCGGGAUUCAUGGAGGGGAGGAUGAGAUGGUGGAUGAGGGGGGUGUACCUUUGGCUCAUGACGCAACACAGGUUGAGGAGGAGUUGGUGGACGAGGGCAGUGUCCCUUUGGAGGUUGACGCAGCACAGGUUCCCGAGGAGAUGGCGCGGGUCGAAGGCAGUGCGCCUUUGGAUGAUGACGCAACACAGGUUGAGGAGGAGGGAGCAGCGGUCCACGCAGGCCACAGUGCCCCGUCGGUGCGAGAUGGUGGGCACUCCGGGGAGAUGCCUCAGUGGGAUGGCGGGGAACCGGGGGAGUGCACACCGACCCCUUUGCAUCCGGAGCAGCUGGAGAGGUUGGGGACGGAGGACCCUUUCCCGUUCACCGGUGGACAGCCCUCGCCUCCCGCAUGGGCACCAGUGAGCCCUGGGUGGACUGGAUCAUCGCAGUCCGACAUCCGCGAGCGGGAGUCCUUGGACAGACAGGCGGUAGUGCUUUCAGGCGGGGUUGCCAGCAGCCAUGUGCCGCCACUUUKACGCCCUUUAGCUCGAGCAUUGCAUCAGGGACCGACGCUGGCCACAGGUCUUCCACCGACUGGUGGUAGAGGCAGCGGGCAGGGAUUUUCUUCGAGUCAUCGACGUGGUGUUUUUGUGGGGUGGUCAUCUUGCAAGCGAGUGACGGACAGUUUGAGGAGGGACUACGAUAGAGGACAGGGGCUGUUCGCACGAGAACCAUCCGGGGAGGGAGGGCCUGCAGCGGGUGCGAUUGAGGCUGGACGACCGAGUGUCCACAGAGCAGGACGUAUACUCCGAUUGGAUAGAGUUGGGACGAGGAGGACCGAGAGGGUGGUGCCGCAUCCGGCCCGAUCAGCCAUGGAAGACAGACGGCAGGGACUGCUGUUCACAUCGAGCGAGGAUGACUUGCAUAUGCUACAGGGGUCGAGACAUCAUGGCUCGAUCAUUGAUCUUGAGGCGGAGAUUGAUGCUGAGCAGCAGCGGUUGGCGGAGCUGAUUCGAGAGCGUGAGAGGAGGUCGGAGACGGAGGCACAGGCCGAGGAGGCGGACAUCGGGACUGAGCUCAUCGAAACUCGGAGCGUGGCUGAAGAUGACGCGGUGGUGGGAGUGCUGGUGGAAGGGGUGGGCGGAGGGAGAGAGGAAGGUGCUGACGCCUCAUUGUGCUAUCAGCAGACGCGACUCCGGCAUCGAGCACUGUAUGUUGUGGACCGGGAGCAGGAUGAUGAAGAAGAGCAGAGCUAGCAAUGCGAGAAAUGCGAGGUACGCAAGGAAUGUGUACGCCGCUAGUUCCAUUGUUGCCCUCCCACUCUUCGCUUCGACGACCGCCAUGGUGUCGAAGUCUUCGGUGCGAUCCACUGUCUUCACGGGAGUCCACAGUAUCG